This is a messenger RNA of Austrofundulus limnaeus, 2747 nucleotides long. RefSeq names its product mitochondrial intermediate peptidase. The record is from RefSeq and is a predicted model, not a curated record. Gene Ontology annotation, biological process: peptide metabolic process. The coding region runs from base 495 to 2603 and encodes 702 amino acids. The transcript has 19 exons. Gene Ontology annotation, molecular function: metalloendopeptidase activity. Gene Ontology annotation, cellular component: mitochondrion. Lineage: Eukaryota; Metazoa; Chordata; Actinopteri; Cyprinodontiformes; Rivulidae.
GCACUUUCGACAGGACUGACUCGCACAAACAAUAACUAUUUCUCAAAUGUGCUUUUAAUACUUUCAGUAUUUAGAACAAAGAAUUAUUAUAGUUUCACAAGUUUUAUUACAAUGUUAACGAACUUGGUGUAAUCGGUUUUUUUCUCCUCUUACAAUUUCACGAAAAUGCCGGGAGGUAAACACAUUAGAUUUACUUUAGUUUAAUCUCAUGUGAAGUAGUGGGCUAGCAUGUAUUUUAACAACAGAGACUAGUAUUCUUCACGUGUGACGUAAAGAAAUAGUCAGGCUUGCAUCUAGAACAACGUUUGGAAUGUGUUAUUUAUAUAAACUAAGUGAAGACAUUUAUUUCUUUUACAAACAGUUUAACGCUAAGGCUAAAGUUUAGCAUGUCCUCUGUCAGUCAGUACCAUAAAUAACAUAAAGCUGUUCUAUACCUCCAAGGUUAGCACUUAAGCCGCAAAAGUUAACCUGUUCAGGGCUAUAUUUAGAGCAGGAUGUCUGCGUGGAAAGGUCUUAUUCACCUCGUGAAACACAGGAGCCUGCUGUGGACACAUUUGCGGAGAAGAAACGUCACCACCUGGUCACCUGUUGGAGCUGCUUUUAACACCAAACCUCACAGGAGACUGGACCAUUUUGAGAAAAACGUGGGCUUGUUUGGAGUCCCCGAACUCACCUGUCCUGCAGGUUUCCAGGUGGCCACGAGGGCGGCGCUGCAGAGCACAGAGCUUCUGCUGGACAGAGUGUGUUCCUCCCCUCCAGGUGUGGAGACGAUCCAGUGUUUUGACCAGCUCUCUGAUGGGCUGUGUAAAGUAGCUGAUCUGGCAGACUUUAUGAAACUGGCUCAUCCAGAUCCAGAGUAUCGUGAGGCUGCAGAGAAGGCCUGCAUUGAGAUCGGCACCGUUGUGGAGAAACUGAACACCAACGUCGAGUUAUGCAGAAGUCUGAAGAACUUACUGGACAACCCGAAGGCUGUGGCUCAGCUGGACCCUGACACAAAGCGAGUGGCCGAGUUGUUCAUGUUUGACUUUGAGAUCAGUGGGAUUCAUCUGGAUGACAAACUGAGGAAAGAAGCUGUCGACCUUCACGUGAAGCUGCUGGAUCUGAACAACGAGUUUCUGAUCGGCUCUCACAUGCCGAACAGAAUCGCAAAGUCCGUCAUUCCUGAACACCUACGGGUGCACUUUGCAAACGAGGGGAGCUUCAUUCAAGUUGGGGGGUUACACGCAGAUUCCCCGGAUGAUCUGCUUCGAGAGAUUGCCUACAGGAUUUACCUCUACCCUAACGCAGACCUGAUGGAGUGUCUAGAGRAGGUGCUGAAAUGCAGAUACAAACUGGCCACACUGGUGGGCUACGAGUCGUACGCACACAGAGCUCUAAAGGGAACCAUGGCCAAAACCCCAGAAACGGUGAUGAGCUUCCUGCAGUUGUUAACAGACAAGCUGUCAGACAGAACAGCAAAAGAUUUUCAGAUGAUGAGAGACAUGAAGAAAAAACUCAACCCUCGUAACUCUGAGCUCAUGCCCUGGGAUCAUCCAUUCCUCAGCGGUGUGUUGCGWGCUGAAAGGUACAACAUCGACCCCAGUUUGUACAGUCCCUACUUGUCUCUGGGMGCAUGCAUGGAGGGUUUGAACAACCUUUUCUCUCAGCUGUACGGCGUCUCCCUCAUGUCCGAGCACCCCGGAUCUGGAGAAGUGUGGAGCGAAGACGUCCGCAAACUGGCUGUGGUGCACGAGACAGAGGGACGGUUGGGCUACAUCUACUGUGACUUUUUCCACCGGAGAGAUAAACCUCAUCAGGACUGUCACUUCACCAUYCGUGGCGGUCGCUGGUCCCAGGAGACGGGUCAGUACCAGCUGCCGGUCGUGGUGCUGAUGCUCAGCCUGCCCCACCCCACAGAGAGCGCCCCCACCCUGCUCACCCCGUGCAUGAUGGAGAACCUCUUCCAUGAGAUGGGCCACGCCAUGCACUCCAUGCUGGGACGCACUCACUACCAGCACGUGACAGGAACCAGAUGUGCGACCGAUUUUGCUGAAGUCCCCUCCAUCCUCAUGGAGUACUUCGCCACAGACUACAGAGUCGUCAGCCAGUUCGCACGUCACUAUGAAAGCGGACAGCCUCUGCCUGAGAGUAUGGUGGCUCGCCUGUGUGAGUCCAAAAAGGUGUGUGGAGCAGCAGACACCCAGCAACAGAUUUUCUAUGCAGUCUUGGACCAGAUUUACCAUGGCAGACCUCAGAACCGCUCCACCACAGAUAUCCUGAAGGARAUGCAGGAGAAAUUCUACGGCUUGCCUUACACGCCCAACACGGCGUGGCAGCUGAGAUUCAGCCACCURAUUGGCUACGGGGCCAAGUACUACUCAUACCUCAUGUCUCGAGCCGUGGCCUCCAUGUUGUGGAAACAGUGCUUCGUUCAGGAUCCUUUAAAUAGGGACAUGGGUGAGCGGUACCGCCGGGAGAUGUUGGCCCACGGAGGAGCCAAAGAGCCCAUGUUGAUGGUGGAAGGUAUGCUGCAGAGACGGCCCACCAUAGAUGACUUUGUGGACGCUCUGGUGUCGGAGCUCAACCAGAACUUCGAAACUUUCUUCAUGGACUCAGAAAGCUGAAGGAUGAGACACAACAUCGUACCACAUUUUCACUUAAUCUGUAAAUUCAUCAACUUUUCUUUCUSUAAUCAUGUUUGACUUAUUUGACAUGCUUGUCCCAUUUUCCUUUGAAUAAAAGAUUUGAUAUUAAACAUGAAAACUCUU